AUGCUGCAGGAACUGCAGGCAUAUCUUGCUGCUGACAAGACCUUUGCUGAUGGCCUCGAGCGCCUCGACGCCCAAGCCGUCCUUGAUCGCGCCCGGCAGCUGCUGCGCCGCUCGCCGGCGUUCUGGCGCGCCAUCCGCCAGGCGACCGCAGGCGAUGUUGAG
Monoraphidium neglectum is the source of this 162-nucleotide messenger RNA. RefSeq lists its product as hypothetical. Lineage: Eukaryota; Viridiplantae; Chlorophyta; Chlorophyceae; Sphaeropleales; Selenastraceae. The annotation marks the transcript as partial. The record is from RefSeq and is a predicted model, not a curated record. The transcript has a single exon.